CAAACUCCCGAAAGUCCCCACCUUGCCCCGAGGACAAGCUGUGCCUGCGGGGGUGUGGAUGCGACCAGGGGCGCGGCUGUCCAGGUGCCACAAUGCAAGUGAAGAAGUACCUGCUGAAGUGCCUGCACCGGCUGCAGAAAGGCCCCGGCUACACGUACAAGGAGCUGCUGGUGUGGUACUGCGACAACACCAACACCCAUGGCCCCAAGCGCAUCAUCCGCGAGGGGCCCAAGAAGAAGGCCAUGUGGUUCGUGCUCACCCUGCUCUUCGCCUCCCUGGUCUGCUGGCAGUGGGGCAUCUUCAUCAGGACCUACCUGAGCUGGGAGGUCAGCGUCUCCCUCUCCAUCGGCUUCAAGACCAUGGACUUCCCGGCCGUCACCAUCUGCAACGCCAGCCCCUUCCAGUACACCAAAGUCAGCCAUCUGCUCAAGGACGUGGAUGAGCUGAUGGAAGCAGUCCUAGACAGGAUCCUGGCUCGAGAGCCCAGCCAGAGCAAUGCCACCCGGGCCCUGAACUUGACCAUCUGGAACCACACACCUCUAGUCCUUAUUGAUGAGCGGGACCCCCACCAUCCAGUGGUCCUCGACCUCUUUGGGGACAACCACAAUGGCUCAGCCAGCGGCAGCCCAGCGCCAGGAGAUCUCUGCAAUGCCCACAGGUGCAAAAUGGCCAUGAGACUAUGCAGCAGAAACGGGACCGUGUGCACCCUCCGGAACUUCACCAGCGCCACCCAGGCCGUGACGGAGUGGUACAGCCUGCAGGCCACCGACAUCUUCGCGCAGGUGCCGCGGCAGGAGCUGGUGCAGAUGGGCUACCCCGCCGAGCGGCUCAUCCUGGCCUGCCUGUUCGGGGCGGAGCCCUGCAGCCACAGGAACUUCACCACCAUCUUCCAUCCUGAUUACGGUAACUGCUACAUCUUCAACUGGGGCAUGACGGAGAAGGCGCUCCCUUCGGCCAACCCGGGAGCUGAGUUCGGCCUCAAGCUGAUCCUGGACAUAGGCCAGGAGGACUACGUGCCCUUCCUGACGUCCACGGCCGGCGCCCGCCUGUUGCUUCACGAGCAGCGGUCCUACCCUUUCAUCAAGGACGAGGGCAUCUACGCCAUGUCAGGGGCCGAGACAUCCAUCGGGGUGCUGGUGGACAAGCUGGAGCGCAUGGGCGAGCCCUACAGCCAGUGCACCGUGAACGGCUCCGACGUCCCCAUCCGGAACCUCUACAGCAGCUACAACACCACCUACUCCAUCCAGGCCUGCAUUCGCUCCUGCUUCCAAGACCACAUGAUCCACAACUGCAGCUGCGGCCACUACCUGUACCCGCUGCCCCAGGGGGAGAAAUAUUGCAAUACCCGGGACUUCCCAGACUGGGCCUACUGCUACUCCAGCCUGCGCAGGAGCGUGGCGCAGAGGGAGGCCUGCAUCCACCUGUGCAAGGAGUCCUGCAAUGACACCCAGUACAAGAUGACCAUCUCCAUGGCCGACUGGCCUUCUGUGGCCUCCGAGGACUGGAUCUUCCACGUCUUGUCUCAGGAGCGGGAUCAAAGCACUAAUAUCACCUUGAGCAGGAAGGGAAUUAUGAAGCUCAACAUCUACUUCCAAGAAUUCAACUACCGCACUAUUGAGGAGUCUGCAGCCAACAAUAUCGUCUGGCUGCUCUCAAACCUGGGUGGCCAGUUUGGCUUCUGGAUGGGGGGCUCGGUGCUGUGCCUCAUCGAGUUCGGGGAGAUCAUCAUCGACUUCGUGUGGAUCACCAUCAUCAAGCUGGUGGCCUUGGCCAGGGGCCUGCGGCGGAGGCGCACCCCGACGCGCUACGCCGGCCCCCCGCCCACCGUGGCCGAGCUGGUGGAGGCCCACACCAACUUCGGCUUCCAGCCCGACGUGGCCCCGCGUGGCCCCGCCGCCCGCGCCUACCCCGACGAGCAGGCUCUGCCCAUCCCGGGCACCCCGCCCCCCAACUACGACUCCCUGCGCCUGCAGCCCCUGGACGUCAUCGAGUCUGACAGCGAGGGGGACGCCGUCUAGACCCCCCCGUCCGCCCAGGCAGCCGAGAACUCAAACCCGAGACGCCCAGACCAUGCCCGGGUCUUCUUCAAGGUGCCCUCUCCAGAGGGCCAGGCCUGUGGGUCCCAAGGCCGAGGUCUGUCCCUCCCCCGAGAGACCUGCGCCCCGUGGGGUCCCGCUGCUGGCGCAAUGCCAGCGCUGUGCCCCCCAGCCCCACCCCCAGGUGACCUGCACCUGGCCUGGGCACCCCCAGCCGGGUCCCAGAGCUCCCCAGCACCCUCACCUGCAGGCAGGUGCCUUUCCCCUCCGGGCCAGCCCGGGAGCAGCAUUCCGUGCUGUCUGUGCCCAGAACCCACACCGCCCCCUUCCUGGCCUGGCUGACCUUGGUGAGCCCCCAGCUCGCCUUGCUGGGGCUGACCUCUCGCACGAGCUCAGGGAGGGCAUGGGCUGUGGAGAGCAGAAGGGCAUCGGGCUAGGAGACCCUGCAAGGGGGCAUAUGUUUUGUUCUAGAAAAUAAAAAAUAGG
Talpa occidentalis (Iberian mole) is the source of this 2522-nucleotide messenger RNA. It is a transcript of the gene SCNN1B, whose product is annotated as sodium channel epithelial 1 subunit beta. NCBI's taxonomy places the organism in Eukaryota, Metazoa, Chordata, Mammalia, Eulipotyphla, Talpidae. Bases 93 to 2018 code for a protein of 641 amino acids. The transcript is spliced from 13 exons. Gene Ontology annotation, cellular component: membrane. Gene Ontology annotation, molecular function: ligand-gated sodium channel activity. The record is from RefSeq and is a predicted model, not a curated record. Gene Ontology annotation, biological process: sodium ion transmembrane transport.